AUCAUAGUCCAACCCAUAAUGAACUUUAUGUGUUGGACUUUAUUUCAGGCAAUAGUUGAAUUCAAGAAAGCGAAAGUGGAAUAUCGAGCUCCUCGUAAACUUCUGCAAUUUUUUUCUCCCACCUUGUUAACUUGCUUCUUCGUCCUCGUUCCCUCCGGCGCUUGAGUAGCAGCAGCUGCGGCAGAUUGGGGUUGGGGCAGGAGCAUGGGAGGGGAGGUGAUGAGGCAACAGUUCUUUUCUGGGUGAGGGCGGCGGAUGUUUGGUCGGCGGUGAAGAAGGAAUUGUUUGGUUAGGGCUAGAAUUGAAAUUGAAUUGAAGGGUAAAUGUGUCAAUUUGUUGUGUUUUAGGGCGAUAAAAUUUGAAUUUUAGGGCGACGAAUAGCAAUUCAGCUAUGUAAAACAUAGUUAAAACACAUAUUUGGGUGGAUUCGAGGUAGAUAUUUAAAAUGUCAAAAUUGCACCAAAGGUAAUAUUAAUUAAAUUUUUCUGACAAAAUUGAUUCGAAUUAGAUCGGGUAAUCACAUGAGUUAUUCAUCCUAAUUGGAUGUAGAAGGCUGAUCACUAUCUAGUAAUUUUAAUAGGAAACGAUUUCAAUUUUCAGGGGAAAAAACAAAAACCAACAAAAUAUGAGCUAAAAUUGAAGAACUGAAAACGAAAAAACAGUUCCCGGUUUAACAUAGCGGGUUCGCGAGUUUUGGUUCGGGCACCGACCCAGACCCGCGGUUCCUAAUCUCCGGUAACCGCAACGCGCCCUUUACAAUACGAGAAAGAAAUCCCUUUCUCCCCCCAUUCGCUCUACCAUAACUAGAUUGCUCUUUCUUCCCCUCCGUCAAGCAAACCCCAAAUACACAGAACACGGCGGCGCGGCUAGAAAACGCUGAAAGCUUCCGUUCCCUCGUCGUCUCAAUCCGAGUGGGUUAUCGCCGGAAUCUUCAAUUCCUAUUCCGGAUCGUUUCUCAGGGAAGAACAGUGAAAGAGAGGGGUAUUUCUCGUAUAGUUUGAUUGAAUUGAUAAAAAAAAAGGCUGUAAAUGGGGAAGAAGAAGGCCGAAGUAAUGGGAGAAGACUCUGCUCCGGCAUCGAACAUCUUCAGAACGCUCUUCAGCGCCGCCGAGGAAGGAACUGCCGCCAUUCCUUCCAUCUUCUCGGACGAAAACCCUUUCAAACGGAAGCCCGAGGAACACCCUAAAGUAUACGAAGCUGAGGGUCCUGAAAUCGAUGCCGAGCCGAAGAAGAAGAAGCGAGACAAAGUGGAGGACUCCAGUUUUGAUUCUGGAGAAGAGACGGAGAUGAAGAGGAAGAAGAAGAAGAAGAAGGAAGUGAAGUUGGAAUCGGCGGUAUUAGCAGCAGAAGGAGGAGAGAACGACUUGGGCGGGAACAAGAAGGCGGAGAAGAAGAAGAGGAAAAGGGAAGAGGUCGAGAGGGAAUACGAGGAGAAGAGGUACGGGCCGGGUGUAGAGAGUCCGGAACCCGAGGUUAGGGUUGGAGGGAAGAGGAAGAAGCCUGAUGCGGAUGCUGGUGAGACGUUGAAGAAAGAGGAAGGAUUUGAUGAUGAGGAAAAGCUGUUGAGGACUGUGUUUGUUGGAAAUUUGCCAUUGAAGGUGAAGAAGAAAGCAUUGUUGAAGGAGUUCAUCCAGUUCGGGGAAGUUGAGUCUGUGAGAAUCCGUUCUGUGCCAGUUAUGGAUACUAAGAUACCCAGAAAGGGUGCCAUUAUGCAGAACAAAAUCAAUGAUGCUGCUGGGAGUGUUCAUGCAUACAUCGUCUAUAAAACAAUGGAAUCUGCUGAGGCGUCUCUCUCUCAUAAUAUGGCAGUGGUUGCAGGGAACCAUAUUCGUGUUGACAGGGCUUGCCCUCCUCGAAAAAAAUUGAAGGGAGAGGAGGCUCCGCUCUAUGAUAACAAAAGAACUAUUUUCAUGGGCAACCUCCCAUUUGAUGUCAAGGAUGAAGAAAUUUAUCAGCUUUUCACUGGCAUCAAAGGUCUGAGUUCUGGGAUCGAAGGGGUUCGAGUUGUUAGAGAUCCUAACAAUGGUCUGGGGAAGGGUAUUGCUUAUCUCCUGCUUAAGGAUAAGGAAUCUGUCAACUUGGUAAUGCAGAAGCGAAGCCUAAAACUUCGGGAUCGAGAAAUCAGGCUGUCUCGUGCACGGCAACAAGAUUCUACUACCCCAACCAAGAGGGCCAAUCCAUUUUCGGGAGACAGAAGUCAGUCACCCAGCAAUAAGAAGUUUGCGAGGGGGGACAAACCUACAGGAGGAUUUGGUCAGGCAAACACCACCGCGUAUGAGGGUUGGCGAGCAAAGAAGUCUGGGGUGCAGAAGAAACCCACUCCACAACUCCAAACAUCGAGCAGGACUAUGUUCAAGAAACGUCGCGAACAAACACGUGACGGGAAGAGACCUUCUGUCGCAGCAAGGAAGGCGAAGGCUCUUGGAGGAGGGAAUGAUGGUGGGGGUAGUGGAAGGAAAGCAACCGGGAAAAAGAGGAAGCUGGAGACUCCAAAUAGCAGCAACUGGAAGAAAGCGAAGAAACCCAGAUAAGAAAGCUUGUGGUUCUUGAUUGUGUCAUCGCACAAUCAAAGAGUUAUGCUUCAGUUUCAAGUCCAAAGGAGGGACUACCUUGUUGAACACUUCAUUUUAUAGCAGUGUACGAUUUCAUUUAGUUUGGUUCAACUGUUUGGUGAAUGUAGGCUUGGAUUGUUUACUUCCAAAAUACCCUUUUACGUCUUUACAUUGCUCUCUUAGUGUAACCUACUGUUUAUGUUUAUCUAGAUCAAGGGAUUAUCCUUAAAGUCACCCUCAAUGAUAACUGGUGAUAUCAGUUAUGAUUAUAAUUGGCGCAAGAAUCAUAAGGCA
Molecule: messenger RNA, 2846 nt
Organism: Linum trigynum
Lineage: Eukaryota; Viridiplantae; Streptophyta; Magnoliopsida; Malpighiales; Linaceae
Source: the annotation of a GenBank genome assembly